Messenger RNA from Chinchilla lanigera (long-tailed chinchilla), 4175 nucleotides. RefSeq names its product dishevelled segment polarity protein 3 (gene Dvl3). Gene Ontology annotation, molecular function: frizzled binding. The record is from RefSeq and is a predicted model, not a curated record. Gene Ontology annotation, cellular component: cytosol. Lineage: Eukaryota; Metazoa; Chordata; Mammalia; Rodentia; Chinchillidae. Gene Ontology annotation, biological process: intracellular signal transduction; canonical Wnt signaling pathway.
AGUGGUGAAGGAGGAGAUCUCCGAUGACAAUGCCAAGCUACCCUGCUUCAAUGGCCGUGUGGUGUCCUGGCUGGUGUCAGCAGAAGGCUCGCACCCAGAGCCGGCCCCCUUCUGUGCUGACAACCCCUCGGAACUGCCCCCACCUAUGGAGCGCACGGGAGGCAUUGGGGACUCCCGACCCCCAUCUUUCCACCCUCAUGCCGGUGGGGGCAGCCAGGAGAACCUGGACAAUGACACAGAGACAGAUUCCUUGGUGUCUGCUCAGCGGGAGCGGCCACGCCGGAGGGAUGGCCCAGAGCACGCAACGCGGUUAAAUGGAACCGCAAAGGCGGAGCGUCGGCGAGAGCCAGGCGGUUACGAUAGCUCAUCCACCCUCAUGAGCAGCGAGCUGGAGACCACCAGCUUCUUCGACUCCGAUGAGGAUGAUUCCACCAGCAGGUUCAGCAGCUCCACAGAGCAGAGCAGCGCCUCCCGCCUGAUGAGAAGGCACAAGCGGCGGCGGCGGAAGCAGAAGGUCUCACGGAUUGAGCGGUCCUCGUCCUUCAGCAGCAUCACAGACUCCACCAUGUCGCUCAACAUCAUCACCGUCACUCUCAACAUGGAAAAGUAUAACUUCUUGGGCAUCUCCAUUGUGGGCCAAAGCAACGAGCGUGGCGACGGAGGGAUCUACAUUGGUUCUAUCAUGAAGGGCGGGGCCGUGGCUGCCGAUGGACGCAUCGAGCCAGGAGAUAUGCUCUUACAGGUGAACGAGAUCAACUUUGAAAACAUGAGUAAUGACGACGCUGUCCGGGUACUGCGGGAGAUUGUGCACAAACCGGGGCCCAUCACCCUGACUGUAGCCAAGUGCUGGGACCCAAGUCCACGUGGUUGCUUCACGUUGCCCAGAAGUGAGCCCAUCCGGCCCAUUGACCCUGCGGCCUGGGUCUCCCACACUGCAGCCAUGACGGGCACCUUCCCUGCCUACGGCAUGAGCCCCUCCCUGAGCACCAUCACCUCUACCAGCUCCUCCAUCACCAGCUCCAUCCCUGACACAGAGCGCCUAGAUGACUUCCACCUAUCCAUCCACAGUGACAUGGCCGCCAUCGUAAAAGCCAUGGCCUCCCCUGAAUCAGGGCUGGAGGUCCGAGACCGCAUGUGGCUCAAGAUUACCAUUCCCAAUGCCUUCAUCGGCUCAGAUGUGGUGGACUGGCUGUACCACAAUGUGGAAGGCUUCACUGACCGGCGGGAGGCCCGCAAGUAUGCCAGCAACCUGCUAAAAGCCGGCUUCAUCCGCCACACUGUCAACAAGAUCACCUUCUCUGAGCAGUGCUACUAUAUCUUCGGUGACCUCUGUGGCAACAUGGCCAACCUGUCCCUCCACGACCACGACGGCUCCAGCGGUGCUUCUGACCAGGACACGCUGGCCCCGCUGCCUCACCCGGGGGCCGCUCCUUGGCCGAUGGCUUUCCCCUACCAAUACCCGCCGCCCCCGCACCCCUACAACCCGCACCCCGGCUUCCCGGAGCUGGGCUACAGCUACGGCGGGGGCAGCGCCAGCAGUCAGCACAGUGAAGGCAGUCGGAGUAGCGGCUCCAACCGCAGCGGCAGCGACCGGCGCAAGGAGAAGGACCCGAAGGCCGGGGACUCCAAGUCGGGCGGCAGCGGCAGCGAGUCGGCGUGCCCCCGCUCUACGGCCCCCCGGUGCUCAUGAUGCCCCCGCCGCCCGCAGCCAUGGGGCCCCCGGGAGCCCCUCCGGGCCGCGACCUGGCCUCCGUGCCCCCCGAACUGACCGCCAGCAGACAGUCCUUCCGCAUGGCCAUGGGAAACCCCAGUGAGUUCUUUGUGGAUGUGAUGUGAGCGAGGCCCUGCCAACUGCCGUCCCACCCGACCCCGACCCACCGCCGCUCCCUCUCUGUCCGUCAGUCCGUCCGCCCACCCGCCUUUUUUUACUUUGUCUGGUACCUGAAAGGGAAAUAAAUGGAACUAAACCCAGGCGCGCUAACUGCUCGCUGGGCUCAGCGAGGGCGCCGUGCAGCCCCUAACCUGCCUCUGGCCCAGCUUCGCCCUCGGCCCACUAACGCUGUGCGGGGCUUACCAGGACUUGAGCGUGGGUCCGGACUUGCUGGUGCUUACUCUGGUCUGCCCACCCUCACACAUUUCGGAGCUCGCCCCAGGGGUGCUUGCCCCCUUGGCCCCUCAGUGCCCUAUCGCUAUUCAUUCAGCCACACUGUCCCUGCAUUAAGCCCACCCCUCAAGCAUGAGUAAACCUCUCGAUUGCCCCGUAGUACUGACACCGAAAUAAGUCCCUGCAUCUGCCCUCCCUGUAUCCUGCCUGCUGCCUCAGUCCUGCACCCCAGGGCCGUAGCCCCUGCUGUGGCCGUCCAUGCUGCCGAUCCCAGAGAGUCCCCUUGGGUGCUUGAGCUGCUCCUGCCUUUCAGGGAGCAUCUCUGCUGGACCCCUGCCCAUGCCUGCCUGUGUGUUGGUUCUAUCAGACCCUAACCCUACUAACCGGCAGGCUCAUCUUACCUUGGGCCUGAAACAUUUCUUCUCUUUCUUUUUUUCCUUCCCCUAUUUUCCCUGGGCCUGGAGCAGCCAAGAAUUUCGGGCUGUUUGACUUUCUGUGAGUCCCCAGCAAUGGGAGGCUCAGCCUCCGAGGAGACCAGGAACCCUGCUUCAGCCGCCCCUCGGGCUUCCCAAGGAUGUCCAGCCCCACACCCACACUUCAGCGUCCCUAGGCUUGUGGGGGAGGGCUCUGGCUUCACCCAGGCACAGGAGACCUUGUUUCCAGAGAAAAUCAAUCACACACGCGUGCGCAGAAGCACACGUGUGCCUAUGCAAGUUCACUUAAGCCUCAGGGCUGGUCCCUGCACAGAGGGCUGGACCCUCUCUAGACAGUGGGGCUGGUCCCCUGACUUCCCUCCACUUUCCUCAUAGCCCUCAAGCCUCCCCCACAUGUCCCCAGUAUCUUCCUACCUGGAUAAACCCAUAAGCUGGAUCUCAGGCUGGGCUCAGCAGAGAACCCUGCAGGUGACUACAGGUCGUUCUCACCCCGCCCCAUCCUUCCCAGUUUUCACACUGCCACGCCCAGAAACAAGGACGGGAGCCAUGGGCCAGGUGCAGUUAGGCAAAAGGACUUCUGAGGCUUCCAGAGUUCUAGUUUGGUUUCUUUCAUUUGUUUUUGCUUUUUCUUUUAACCUCAUUCUCCACUUUAACCAAAUCAUGAUGUUCUCUCUAAGCCUCCACACUAAACUCCCAUAUUUUCAGGGUUAGGACACUGAGAGUAAGAUGGAGUCCCUAGAUGGGUCUGGGGGCAAACUGAAGUAGGGGCAGUUCAGCAUUCAUUCAUUUCAGCAUUUAUUCAGAAAUAUUUCCUGAGGUUUUAGUGAACAAGGGGCUGUGUUGGAAUGAUGAUUCAGUCCUGCCUGCCUGGGUUUCCUCCCCAACCCAGGCCAUGGCUGCUUCCAGCCACCACUACAGGGCCACCUCCUGUACUUUCCUCUCUGACUGCCUUGUCUAAGGCAGAGACUCUUGGGAAUUCCUCUACUUCAUUCAUGCCUUUGGGGUUUGUAUUUCUGUUGUUCCAUCUUUGAUCCACGUCUCUCCUCCCUACUCCCAAAAUGUCACCCAUCCUAAUGUCCUCAAUUGCUGCUGCUACGCUGGUAAUUGCCAUAUAUAGCUCCAGCCCCAACAUCCUCAAGUCUUUAGACCUGUAUUUGUAUUACCCACUGGAUAUCUCCAUGGAGAUGUCCACGUGGACUCAGCUCAUGCCCCAAACCAGUGUUCCUCCUGAAUCCCUGUCCCGGUGACCUUCAUCACAAUCUCUACAGGUUCCCCAGUAGACACAUUUAGGGGCUUAAAUUCUUUCUAUGUCUUACUAGCAUAUUUCAUCUUUUCCACUCCAGCAAUCUUCUCACAUUUGGCCCUUCUUUCUCCUUUGCCUCUAAUUUGCCAGAGCAUGAGAUUUGGAGUCAGGUUGGUCUGGGUUUGAAUUCCAGCUCUACUACUUUUUGUUUUCGUGAUAGGAGAGUUAUUUAACCUCUCUGAGCCUCAGUCCUCUUGUAUGUAAAAAGAUGAUAAUAAUACCUACCUCACAGGGUUGUUGUGAGGAUUUAAAUUAGAUAUUGUACGAAAAGUGCCUAGCACAGUGCCUGGCACAAUAGAGUAGGUGCUCAAUAAAUGGUAGCCAUUAUUACUUA